Ilyonectria robusta is the source of this 2658-nucleotide messenger RNA. Its product is annotated as acyltransferase-domain-containing protein. Lineage: Eukaryota; Fungi; Ascomycota; Sordariomycetes; Hypocreales; Nectriaceae. The transcript is spliced from 2 exons. Gene Ontology annotation, cellular component: mitochondrial membrane. The record is from RefSeq and is a predicted model, not a curated record. The coding region runs from base 147 to 2504 and encodes 785 amino acids.
GCGGCUAUGUCGAGCCACCAGCCAGGGAGGCGCCAGAGGAAAAGGAGGAGGCAUUGAUGGAUAAGUUUGCCUCGUUCCGCGCUGAACCUUUCCAGUGAUGUCCCCCUCUUCUCGUGCGAAGUUUCGCGGCCUCCAAUUCCCUCGACAUGUCCGCUAACAAGACAAUUGACUCCAGGUUCCUCCGCGAGGUCUCCCUCUACGUCUCUGGUCAGGGGUGGCGAGCCUACGAUCGCGUCAUUGGCCAGCCCGUCUUCUACCCAGGUUUCUCAGAAAACAUGACGUCCAUGGUGUUAUCUGCGCCUCUCCUGCAGCAGCGCAUUACCCAGCUCGCCGAGCACCGCGUCACCGUUGAGGAAAGAGAGGGCAUGCUACCCAAGGACGGCAAAGACUACCUCAUCAAGCGGGCGCAGCGACUUAAUGCUAUCGAGACUGGCCUGCAGCAGCUAGCUGAAAAGAUGAUUGAUGAUAUGAUCUGCAAAAUGGAGAGCAAAACAUUCAUCCGCGGUGCAUACUACCUGGCUACGCAGCUGUUGACAAGAGCCUACCACCAGGGAAUCCACGUCUCCAGCGAAGAAGUCUUGAGACUGCGAAAGGUAGCCGAGGUCGCGGCCAAGAAGAAGCAAAGUAUCAUAUUUCUGCCGAGCCAUCGAUCACAUGUCGACUACGUCUCAUUACAACUCAUAUGUUACCGGUUAGGCCUAACACUGCCCGUCGUCGUGGCAGGGGAUAACCUGAAUAUCCCGGUCCUAGGCAGCUUUCUUCAACAUGCAGGCGCCAUGUGGAUCCGCAGGGCCUUUGGAGACGAUGUCCUGUAUACGACGUUAGUGCAGUCGUACAUUGAUACAAUGUUACAGGAAGGAUACAAUUUCGAGUGCUUCAUUGAGGGAGGACGCUCACGAACCGGAAAACUCCUUCCUCCCAAAUUCGGCAUUCUCAGUUUCGUUCUUGAUAGCAUCCUGUCGGGCCGGGUUGAGGACGCCAUCAUCUGCCCCGUCAGCACUCAGUAUGACAAGGUCAUUGAGACAGAGGGCUACGUGACCGAGCUCCUGGGAAUGCCAAAGAAGAAGGAAAACUUGGCCGACUUCCUCACCGGAGGUUCUUCUGUGUUGUCGCUACGACUGGGACGCGUGGAUGUCCGUUUUCACGAGCCCUGGAGUCUGAGGCAGUUCAUUGAUGAGCAGCUGUCGAAACUACCUAGUGUACCUGCGGGUCUCGACACUGAGCAUCAUCGGCCGGAGAUACGAGCCUUGCGUGAGAAGAUUCUGCGAACGAUGGGUUACAAGGUUCUGAGUGACAUCAACGACGUUUCUGUCGUCAUGCCCACGGCGCUCAUCGGCACGGUUCUCUUAACAUUGCGUGGCCGUGGUGUCGGCAAGCAGGAAUUAAACCGCCGCGUCUCCUGGCUCACUGAGCGUGUCCGCGCCAAGGGUGGCCGGGUUGCUCACUUCGGCAACGCACCACUUUCCGAUAUUAUCGAUCGGGGUCUCGAGGUCCUUGGCAAGGAGCUGGUUGGUGUUGUUGAUGGGCUUGCGGAGCCUACAUACUAUGCUGUCGACCGCUUCCAGCUAUCCUUCUACCGCAACAUGACGAUCCAUCUGUUCAUCUACGAAGCCCUCGUCAGCGUGGCUAUGUAUACAAAGGUGAAGCAAGGUGGUGCGCCGCAUAUGCAAGAUAUCAAGUUUGAGGAACUCAAGGCACAGGUCCUCUUUUUGUCGUCCUUGUUCCGCGGCGAGUUCAUCUUCUCCAGCGAAGGUCUCGAUGUCAACCUUGACAAGACAUUGCGCGGACUCGAGACGGACAACGUCGUCCGUCUGGACCGUGACAGCGAGGGUAAAAUUACCGUGGUUGGGAUUUCAGAUGAGGAGAGAAAAGCGGGAAGAGAAAACUACGAUUUCUACUGCUUCCUCAUCUGGCCAUUUAUCGAAUCGAGCUGGCUGGCUGCUGUUUCGCUCAUGGGACUGACCCCGCCGGCGGGCCAGAAUGGGGAGAUAUGGAUCGAGCAGGGCAAAGCGCACAACAGCGCCCAACUGCUUGGCAAAACACUCUACCAUCAGGGGGAUCUCUCGUACUUCGAGGCCGUCAACAAAGAAACCCUCAAGAACUCAUAUUUGCGCUUCGAGCAAGAUCAACUUCUUCAUGUGGUCAAAUCCAAGGGUUUCAAGAUCCCUCCUCGCAUCCAACUCGAUGCAUCAUGGCGACCGUCCCGCGACUCUCAGACCGGUGCCCUCCUAGCUGAGGGCAAACUAUGGGACUUUACAGAGAAGAUUGCCAAGUCCCGCCGAGAGGGCAAGAACCGUCGUGACGGCGCCACUGUUAGCAGUCGCGUACUGCGGCUUACGGAUGAACUGGGCCAGAAGUUGUUCGAGGAGGCGGCUGAGGCAGAGCGGAGUGGCAAAGGCAAGGUGCCCAGCCGGUUGAAUCGUGAAGAGAAGGAAGCUCUGGGCAAGAGUGUCAGGGAUGCAAAGAGGAAGAGAGAACAGAUGGGAGGAAGAGCACGUCUGUGAGGUGGAAAGCAGCGUGGGCUAGAACUUGUACAAUUUCUAUGCAUUUAGCAGCGAGUCUUUUUUUUUUUUUGUACAAUGCAUGCGGUAGUGGUUCGCCUCCAUGGAACCCGUAGAAUUGAGUAUUGGGGUUGUUCGACACCAUGUCUUGCAACGC